UCCAACCAUAAACAUCCGUAUUGAUUUAACGAUAAUUUAAACUAAGUAUUUAUGGGCAGUGUUUUGUACUAGUAUUACUAAGAAUGCAUUUAUAAAACUGUACGCUAUUAUUAGUAAUACGAGUAGCAUAACUUAACUUGAUUAUUAUUAACUGAAUAAGUUAUACUCAUGGGACAACGUAAUACUAAACUAAUAUUGAGUAAUAAUACUAAUAGUUAUAAGUCCUAUCACUAUUAAUAUACUUUUUUCGUCUCCAAUUAAGACCAAAGGUUUGAAUAAAUUAAGGGUAGUCGCAAACUGUUUAGCCUCAGAAGUAAAUUGAAAUGAAAAAAGGAAAAGUAUAAUGCAUUAUUGGCUAUAAUAUACGUCUCGGGAGACUUAUUUAUCUACAUCGAGGUGUUAUGCCUAAUCACUUAAUGGUUUCUAUUCAUUGAAUGGUUUGUAUAAUAUUGUUACUGUAACAGUUACAUAAUUAGGUACAAGAAACGGAAUGGAUAAGCCUCAGAUAAUUGUGCAUACACAAAAAAGUCUGAAUUACAGCGUCUUUGAUACUAAAUGGCUUCCUCGAAGUGCGAAGGUCGUGAUUUUAGGUAGCUAUCCACGUGGGACAGGUUCUUUGCAAAUCUACGAGCUUUGCCAGGGAGACGUCAAGUUGAUAACUGAGUCAGAGAAACCUAAAGCUUUGAGAUGUGGUACUUUUGGAGCAUCAAGCAUUCAUCAACGUCACUUAGCAACAGGAGAUUUCAAAGGGAAACUACAAAUAUGGGAUCCAGAGGACUUAAAAGUUCCAAUAUAUUCAGUACAAGCACACGAACAGAUCAUCAAUGCUAUUGAUGGUGUAGGUGGAUUGGGAAUAGGGGUGGGUGCUCCAGAAAUUGUUACUGGUAGCCGUGAUGGUUUGGUAAGAGUGUGGGAUCCAAGACAGAAAGAUGUUCCAGUUGCUACAAUGGAACCAGAAGAAGGAGGUCAAAAAAGAGACUGUUGGUCAGUUGCCUUUGGGAAUGCCUACAAUGUUGAAGAACGGUGUGUAUGUGCGGGUUAUGACAAUGGUGAUGUUAAGUUAUUUGACCUAAGAACCAUGUCACUACAAUGGGAAACCAAUAUAAAAAAUGGAGUAUGUAGUGUAGAAUUUGAUAGGAAGGACAUCCUUAUGAACAAGCUUGUCAUAACUUCACUUGAGUCAAAGUUUCAGGUGUAUGAUAUGAGAACACAACACCCAAAGAAAGGAUUUGCCUUAUUAACUGAGAAGGCUCAUAAAAAAGCAACUAUUUGGCUUGCUCGACAUCUUCCACAAAAUAGAGAUGUUUUUAUGACAACUAGUGGAAGUGGAUCGUUAAAUCUGUGGAGAUAUAACUAUCCAGAGAAAAGAAGUGAAAAGGAUGAGGAUGGUCAUUCUGAGGGAGUUAUGGGAUCAGUAACAAUGCUACAAAAUGUCACAGUUUCUGAACAACCAAUAGCAGGUUUCGACUGGAGUCCAGAUAAAGAAGGGUUAUGUGCAUGUACUUCAUUAGACCAAACCUUGCGAAUUCUUAUUGUUACUAAACUUAACAGGUUAUGAAAAAGUUUGUUUUAUAUUAUCUAUUUUGACAAUAAAUGUUUGUAUGAUAUCCUGAACAUGCUUGUUUUUUCAUCACCAUUAUCUUUGAAUGAAUAAACACAAUGUUGACAGUUUAACUUUACA
Limulus polyphemus (Atlantic horseshoe crab) is the source of this 1681-nucleotide messenger RNA. It is a transcript of the gene Wdr92, whose product is annotated as WD repeat-containing protein 92-like. NCBI's taxonomy places the organism in Eukaryota, Metazoa, Arthropoda, Merostomata, Xiphosura, Limulidae. The transcript is spliced from 8 exons. Bases 491 to 1558 code for a protein of 355 amino acids. Gene Ontology annotation, molecular function: ubiquitin binding. The record is from RefSeq and is a predicted model, not a curated record.